AUGGAAGAGACCGAGGGAGGAACAGUGAAGACAUCUUGGGACAUUAAUGGAAGCGAGGAGCAUGGUCGUCCAGACGUGAAUUGGAGAAGCGAGUCUGUUGAAACUUCCAAAAUCAGGGCUCACAUAAUUGGAACGGUGAUGAUGGAUGAAGUGUUGGUUGAUAGGGCCGGUCGUCGUGCGAGGCCUGAAGAGUCGGUGUGGGUUGGAGGUAGUGGAGGUGGAAAUUCACUGGCCAGGAAAAUAGAAGCUCACGGACUCGAUCGUUUCCCUCCUUUUGCAUUCUUCAAUUGUCGUAUCACACUACUAACUGGGACCUGUGAUGGAUCAACAAGUAAUCUGAAUAUUAAAAUCCAAGAAAGUGGAAACAAACAUGAUGAUAUGAUGCUUCAAGAAAGCAAUCCAGAUGAAAUCAUGUCAAUUGGGGAUGCAAGUUCAAUUAGUCUGCCAAUUACAGUUGCAUUCAAGGGUAUAGAUAAGGGUCAGAUAGUUGCAGAAGUAAUAAGUGUGGGGAAAGAAUCGAUAGAGAAUGCAAUUGGGCAUACUUUAAAAGCAUCAAUGGUGGUUCUUGCUGAUAAGAAUCAUAGAAAAAGUGUAAGAAGUGUUUUUGAAUUGGAAUAUGUGCCAUUUUAUGGUUUUCACUCUGUUUGUGGUAAAAGGCCAGAAAUGGAAGAUGCUGUUGCUACUGUUCCUCAGUUUAUGAAAAUUCCUGUUAGAAUGUUGGCUGGUGAUCGUAUGAUUAAUGGAGUGAAUCCGAAUUUGAAUGAUUUGACUGCUCAUUUCUUUGGAGUAUAUGAUGGUCAUGGAGGCUACCAGGUGGCCAAUUACUGUGGUGAUCGUGUCCAUAUUGCAUUAGAAGAGGAGAUCAAAGUGAUGAAGCAAGAACUGGUUAAAGGAACCAUGAAUGACACAGUACAAGCUCAAUGGGAGAAAAUCUUCACUAAUUGCUUUCAAAAGGUUGAUGAUGAAGUUGGAGGAAAAACAACCGUAAUCAUCGAUUCCUCUGAACCCAUAGCCCCAGAAACUGUGGGGUCCACUGCUGUUGUGUCCUUGAUCUGUUCAUCACACAUUAUAGUUGCAAAUUGUGGUGAUUCAAGAGCUGUACUUUAUCGUGGCAAAGAAGCCAUCCCUCUGUCAACUGAUCAUAAGCCGAAUCGGGAAGAUGAAUUUGCAAGGAUCGAGGCUGCAGGUGGGAAAGUCAUACAAUGGAACGGACACCGUGUUUUUGGCGUUCUUGCAAUGUCAAGAUCCAUCGGUGACGGGUAUUUGAAGCCAUGGAUAAUACCCGAACCAGAAGUCACGUUUACUCCCCGAGCUAAAGAAGAUGAGUGUCUUAUUUUAGCAAGUGAUGGAUUGUGGGAUGUAAUGUCAAAUGAGGAAGCAUGCCAAGUGGCAAAAAGAAGGAUUCUUAUUUGGCACAAGAGGAAUGGUGGGGCCCCAUUUGAAAGGGGUGUAGGGGGAGUGGACCCCGCAGCACAAGCAGCAGCCGAUUACCUGUCGGUGCUUGCUCUUCAGAAAGGAAGUAAAGACAACAUAUCUGUGGUUGUGGUGGACCUCAAACCACAAAGGAGAUCCGAUCCGGUUUGUGCAUCUGUCCAAAUACGCACGUCCUUGGACUCCAUUACUCCUCGUGCAGCGAGUAAUCCAGUCUACCAACUUCAAACCCAACAGCGACGACGGCGCGACUUCGUUUUCACGGAAAGGCCUUUUAAGGAAAAAGAAGCUGAAAGACAUUUGACUUACCAACCAAAAACCAAAGGUGGUAUUAGCUAUAUGUUUGCUUAUACUGAUUAUUCUGAGAAACAGUUUAUUCUAUUGAUGCAUGUAGUGAUUUCAUCGGAUUCAAAGCAACAUAAAAAUUCAAGCUACACACUAAUUGGAGACAUAGAAGAUAAUAAUCAGCUUCAGCUAGCAUAUUUUGAUGAACCCCUCCCUUAUUGUGGCUGUGGAAUAGGAUGGUUUUGUCUAUUGGUUGGAUUUGUGUUCCCUUUGCUGUGGUAUUAUGCAACAAUCUUGUACUUGAGAAAUUACUAUCAAAAGGAUCCAAGGGAGAGAACAGGACUUGCUGCUAGUGCAAUAGUGGCUCUGAUAUUUACAAUAGCAGUGCUUAUUGCAAUAGUGGUUAUUGUCCUUUGAUUCCUGUUGUGUCUCCAUUGAUGGUGAGUCUUUGAAUCUUUUUGAUGUUUUCCAUAUUAACUCAAUGUAGAGAGAGCACUAACAAAAGGUCAACUAUGUAAAUUGACACAUGCACAAAUCUUCUAGCA
Lactuca virosa is the source of this 2261-nucleotide messenger RNA. The record is from the annotation of a GenBank genome assembly. NCBI's taxonomy places the organism in Eukaryota, Viridiplantae, Streptophyta, Magnoliopsida, Asterales, Asteraceae.